This is a messenger RNA of Funneliformis mosseae, 270 nucleotides long. NCBI's taxonomy places the organism in Eukaryota, Fungi, Glomeromycota, Glomeromycetes, Glomerales, Glomeraceae. The record is from the annotation of a GenBank genome assembly.
GAUAUGUACGUGAAAACAUGCGAGACCGUAGAAAAUAUAGAAACAUCACAUAACGAUUUCGACGAUAUUUUCGAUGAUGAUGAUACAGUCAAGCCCAUCACUCAUAGUAAAUACAAUCAUAUUUGUAAACCGUGCUUAACAAAAUUGAUUCAUGAUUAUUGUGCCAGUGGCGGAGGAGGUGGGCUUCCUUGCCCUAAUUUCUUAUUGUUAUCCGCUUUGCUUUUCUCAGAAUUCUUCUUCCGUGCAGUAAACUUUGUUUUUAUCUUUUGA